Messenger RNA from Dendrobium catenatum, 1104 nucleotides. RefSeq lists its product as uncharacterized. The coding region runs from base 1 to 1104 and encodes 367 amino acids. Gene Ontology annotation, molecular function: zinc ion binding; nucleic acid binding. The record is from RefSeq and is a predicted model, not a curated record. The transcript has 6 exons. Lineage: Eukaryota; Viridiplantae; Streptophyta; Magnoliopsida; Asparagales; Orchidaceae.
AUGAGCAUCCUCUGUGAAAGCUCAGUUUCAGUUUUUGCCUUCCAGGAUUGUCCAGGACGAAGUUGGAUCAUCCUGGGACGAUCGCUACCGGUUGUAGAGGAAAUUCUGGACAGAGAAGUUCGUCUGGACGAAGUGAGGUUCUGGGAAAGGGAACGAAGUUUUGGACUAGCCGUUCAGUUCAUGGCCUUUCUGUUCAGUUCUAUUCUUUCUGUCUGUAGUCAUGCACUGUACUAUAUGACUGAUAGGCAGAGUGCUAGUCAGGCUGCUCCUUUGAAUAGUUCUGCCCCUGCGGUUGGUUCUGAUACAGUUUCUCAGUUUGCUAUGUUGGUUGCUCAGAUGAUGAGCAAGACACAGAAUAGAGCCUCUACUGUCAGCUUUGAAUAUGUAGAUAGACAUCUACAGAUGUUUCUGAGAUUGAAGCCUCCGAGGUUUGAGGGCACUGUUGAGCCCCGAGCAACUGAGGAUUGGUUAAGAAGGUUGGAGAAGACAUUUGACGGUAUGCAGUGUCCUCCGGACAGAAAGGUACCGUUAGCCGUUUUUCUAUUGGAUGGUGAAGCUGAGCGCUGGUGGAUGGGCCAGCAGGAAGAAAAGUUCCAAGGUAAAUUGAACUCUCUGAUUACUUGGGAAGAAUUUUCUGAGGGGAGCAGGACGGUGAUGCAGUACGAGGCGGAGUUUACUGCUCUGGCACGAUAUGCUCCGCAGCUGGUGAAUACUUCUGCUGAGAAGUGCUAUAGAUUUCUGAGGGGACUACGAGAUAGUCUGAGGCAUCCCCUGUGGUGGACUGCUAGUAGGAAGAGGUUCGAUAGUGAUGUUUCUGGCAGUGGGUUUUCUGGAAAGAAGAAAUUUGUUUCUGGAGAUCCCAAGAGGAGCGGACAGUCAGGAUCCACUACAGUCUUUGGUAGUGGUAGUACUACUAGUUCUGGAUCAGUUAGUGGGGCACCUGUGUGCCAAACUUGUGGACGACGACAUUUUGGCCAGUACUACAGGGCGACUGGUCAGUGUUUCCGAUGUGGUCAGCCAGGACAUCGAAUUACAGAAUGUCCACAAGCUGGAUUUGAUCGACGAUCUGAGUCUAGAUCUGAUAGUUUUGUUAGACUAGCAUGA